CCAGGAGAGACCGGCCUACACAAGAGAGAAGAUCGAGAAUGGUGCCCCCGACCGGACCCGCGGGCGGGGCGUCGUCGGGCGGCAGGGUGAAGGGGUCGUGGAGCCCCGAGGAGGACUCGCUGCUGCGCGCCGCGGUGUCCCGGCACGGCGCCAGGAACUGGAGCGUGAUCAGCGGCGAGGUCCCGGGGCGGUCGGGCAAGUCGUGCCGCCUGCGGUGGUGCAACCAGCUGAGCCCCGCGGUGCACCGCCGCGCCUUCACCCCGGAGGAGGACGCCAUCAUCGUGGAGGCCCACAACCAGUGCGGCAACAAGUGGGCCACCAUCGCGCGCCGCCUCGUGGGACGCACCGACAACUCCGUCAAGAACCACUGGAACUCCACGCUCCGCCGCAACCGCAGGGCGGCCGCGGCAGCGGCUGCCGCGGGCAACGCCGUCCUCUUCGCGCCCCCCGCGGCGGCGGCGUCCGUGUCGUCGUUCCAAUCUCUGAAUCUCACGGAGGAGGAAGAAGAAGAGGACGACGAUGACGGCAGCGACGACUCGCUGCCCGUGCCUACAAAGAGGCAGUGCGUGACCGGCAUCGUCCCUCUCGCGGUCAAGCUGCAGGAGUCGCCGCCCGAGCCCGACCCGCCCACGUCGCUGUCGCUCAGCUUGCCGGGAGUCCAAGGGUCCUCCGGCGCCAAAGUUUCCACGACGCCGGAUCAGUUGGCGAGCGAGAGGGCGAAGCUGGAGCAGAACCCGUUGCUCAAGGCGGCGAUGCAGCAGAUGGUCGCGGAGGAGGUGCAGAGGCACAUGGGGAGCGUCUACUCGGCCCUCAUGGCCUCCUUGGCCAGCGGCGGCGGCGCGGCCAAUCCACCACCCAAGGCCAGGAUCGAUCGAGCAGUGCCGUACCCGUGCCCGGCAGCAGCCGGUCGAGACCAGAAAGCGGACGGUCGGAUGGGCAGAUAGAUAGAUAUGCAUUUCCGUUGCAAGUCUUACUCAACUCUUUGUUGCAUUGCUUGUUAGUUUGUGCAUGGCGUUGGCUCUCCCGUGUCCAUCCCCGGCUAGAAUCUAGCUAGCUUCUUGUUGAUUUACUUUAGAAAUUGCGUCAAUUGCAUGAAUGAAUUAGGCCUCUAUUUUCCUGCGAA
Messenger RNA from Brachypodium distachyon (stiff brome), 1123 nucleotides. RefSeq names its product transcription factor MYB77. Lineage: Eukaryota; Viridiplantae; Streptophyta; Magnoliopsida; Poales; Poaceae. Gene Ontology annotation, cellular component: nucleus. Gene Ontology annotation, molecular function: DNA-binding transcription factor activity, RNA polymerase II-specific; RNA polymerase II cis-regulatory region sequence-specific DNA binding. The record is from RefSeq and is a predicted model, not a curated record. Gene Ontology annotation, biological process: regulation of DNA-templated transcription. The transcript has a single exon. Bases 39 to 944 code for a protein of 301 amino acids.